AUGUCGCAGUCCGGUUCUGGGGGGGUGAACGAUAGCCAGGAGCAGAACCAGGUCGGGCAAACGAUGGAGAAUCAACAGACAGCGUGUCAGAACGGCCGGGCCGAGCCGCCUGCUGAUAACGCCAAACAAGAUUUGUCCAACGGCUUUGAAAAUCGAACCAUAGAAUAUGACAGAUUCUCCCAAGAUAGGGCUCAACAGAAUCAGCCGACUGGCCAGAGCCAAGAGCAACAGCAAACUCAGCAGGCGGGUCAAUAUCCACCUGGAAGGAAGCAAACUGUGGUCGGUGUUCCGGAGGAUAGACAUCCUGCGACCGGGCAGCUUCCACCCCAACAGUAUGCGCAGGAAAAGUCAGCUAUCGAGAGAACGCAACACGUUUCUCAGACCAGCACUCAGACUCUACCGGUCCAGGCUCAACCUCAGUUCGUGCCUGACUACGAUCAAACCCAGUACACGCAGAUACGGAGUCAGUUCGAGGUGAGACCGCAAAUGUACCCUCAGCAAGCUCAAUACGCGGAGCGAGCCGGUUACGUGACCAGGGACGUCACCUACAGAGAUCCCGCGUUGUACCAGGGUGGCGCGGCGAAUCCUAUGUUCACUGGCCAAGGUCAGUACGUAACCGUUCAACACGGAUCGCAGAUACCGCCUCAAUCCGCUAGCCCUCAGCCACCCUACUUCUCAGGGGUUGUCGUGCCUCAACCACCGGGUUACGCUCAAUUCGGCACGCAACCCCAAUAUCCCUACACUCAGUACCCCCAAACGGUUAUGAACGCGGUACCGUUUAAUCCGCACGCUGGCAUCUAUCCUCCUCAACAGUUUGGUCAGCAGUCACCCAAUCCGCAAAGGUUUUCGCAGGAAUUGGGUCAGUACCAGGCUCAGCCGAUCAUCCAACCGAUAGCUCAGAACGUGAGCCACGGACUCGCGAUCGCAACCACGGAACGACCUAGUCGUGGACCGAAACCGAUGGUCCCGCCCCGAGUUAAUUCGAAAAUCACUCACGACACUGGUCACAGAAAGUCAGCGAGCGUGGACGUACCGGGCAUGCCAAAGGCUAAAUACGAUCCCAAUCAAAAUCCCCCGCAGGAGCAGAUCCAUCGCGGCGACGGGGCAAUAAUCGUGCAAGGCACGCAGAUAGUGGCUGACGCUCAGGACAGGAGAUACCUGACGGCUAUUAAUCAAAAUCCCAGAACAAGACAGGACGGACUGUACGUCGAUACGAACGGCGAUCCACCUGGACGGGAAAAAAUGUGCGAGACCGUUGCGGCUGACUGCGGUCUCUAUGUGACUAGGCCCGAGCACAGAAAAUCUAUUUCCGUGGACGUUACGUCGAGUUUCCAACGGCGAAACGAUACGAUUACCUUCACGUUUCCAGGCGACGCGAGUCAGGAAAUAUUGAUACCGGCGAGAAAGACUGGAACCAUGGUGGAUCCGAAACGAGUCGAAGCCAAUCAAGUGUAUCCGCCUGAUCAAAGGCGAUUGGAUACGAGCUUAAGAGUAUCACCGAUGGCUUUUGAUACGAGACAGGAAAAUAGGAAGAGCAUAGGAGCUGAUAGAAAGCCAGAAUGGGGUAACGUGAGCCCUAAUCAAAGAGUAGCGAUACCGCAAGAAAACAGACGAUCCGAUUACUUCGACGAGCACAGGAGGUCACCGAUGACUAUAGAAGGCAAGAGAAUGGAAGACGUUAGAAGGUCUCCUAUGCCGUUCAUGCCGAUUCGCGAGGGAUCAUCGGAUCGUGCCGCGCAGAAGAGUCCGUCGUUUGUAAAUCAGAAUUUCGAGAAGACCAGGCAAGAGUUGACCAUAUGGGCUGAGCAACGACAGCGACAGGAACACGAAAGGAGCAUGAUACAGAGUCAGAUACUCUCCACCAGUCCGCGUUCGCGAAAUCAGUCGGAAGAGAGGAGAGAUCCUAGGCAGAUCCAUCAAGCGGACGAUCGCAAGGAAUCGAGGAUGACGCAGUCGGCCUUCCAGCCUAUCCCUAACAUCAGUCAGAGGACGAUAAUGGAACAACGUCGUCAUCUGCGACACGUGAGUGCCGAUCUCACGAAACACAUGGAGCUCUCUAGGAAGGAGUUCGACGAACAGCCUAUCAGUGGGUCCGUGGCGAACCUUGGGCCACCUGCGAGCACUGCUCCCUCGCAGAGAGCCAGCCCUAACAUUUGUCAUCAGUAUCCAGCCCUGAGCGAGGCCAAGUUGGACACCAAGACUAUCCUGACCGUGGUGACAGACUUUAGCGAAACGAAUUUAAAUAAGCCGAUCGAUCAAGUGGAUCACAUAAUUCACAGUCACCGCAAGAGCCACAUCUCCAGCAACCUGCUGACUCACAGCAAGAGCCAGACGGAUAAUCUGCAAAGUCAACUGGAUGCGCAAAACGAAAAACCCGACGGACUCGCGGCUCAGCAGCAACAGCUGCAGAAUCAACAGAGUCUCGAUUUAAUUUCGGAGAAGCUCAGCCAGUUCGAACGUCAACAGAGCGACCUACAGGCAAAGUUGCAGUGUCUUCAGAGUCAGAAUCAGAUCCUCGACAAGGUGGCGCAGUUUCAACACCAGCAGAGCGAUCUGCAAGUGCGGAUGCAAAGUUUGCAGGCGCAGAACCAGUUGGGCGACAAAUUGCAAAGGUCCAGCGACUUCCAGCAGCACUCGAUCGGGAACGAGAUUCUCCAGAUUCAGUCGAACUCUCUGCCGAACCACCAGGAACCGUCAGCCGAUAAGACUUGCUCGUCCCAGAGCCAGAACACCACGCACGGUCAUCAUCAAACGUUAUUGACCGCUUCCUAUUCACAGAACUCCAAUCAUCAAUCCUGCCAAUCUUCUGUCUGCGAGAAGCUAUCGCCCAGGCUUCAGCACGAUACCAGCGACCCGAAUUCUAUUCAGAUACCGAACAUGUCGCAGAUGCCAUUGCCGUGUCUGUCACAAUUCGAGCGAGCCGACACGUCGCGUACUUCGUUCUCGCAGUUUCAUCGACUUCAGUGUCAGAUCGACGGCCACGAGGGCGCUUCAGUCCCGUCUAGCGCUGCUUCCGCAGCCUCGUUCACUGGCACGUUGAAGAAGGUACCACCGGAGAAACCACCGAGAACAUCUCUGAUCGUUCAGUCACCGGAGUCGGAGAGCAACAGGAGCCAGCCAGCCAUCGGACUGAAGCAGACACCGAAGGCGCGGCCAACCAUUUUCGGCACUGUGGCCUCGGACCUGAACCCAAAGGAUGGCAACAGUCGAAGG
Eufriesea mexicana is the source of this 3213-nucleotide messenger RNA. Its product is annotated as altered inheritance of mitochondria protein 3. The record is from RefSeq and is a predicted model, not a curated record. The transcript has 3 exons. Lineage: Eukaryota; Metazoa; Arthropoda; Insecta; Hymenoptera; Apidae. The annotation marks the transcript as partial.